Messenger RNA from Colletotrichum godetiae, 555 nucleotides. RefSeq lists its product as uncharacterized. Bases 1 to 555 code for a protein of 184 amino acids. Lineage: Eukaryota; Fungi; Ascomycota; Sordariomycetes; Glomerellales; Glomerellaceae. The transcript has a single exon. The record is from RefSeq and is a predicted model, not a curated record.
AUGGACUCUCGCUGGACUCUCACUGAAGAGUGGUUCAAGGAUCAGAGUAAAUUCACCCUUUGGCACCUACUAUCCGACAACGAUAAAUUCACAAAAGUCUACAUCACACCUACAGACGCAUACUCCGAGGAAUACACCAAAGCCUCCAUCAUAGGUCGCCGACAAUCAUCAGGUACAUCGCCAGAACAAGCAGACUUGGACGACGUCUUGAAGCCUUACAAGUGCCACGAGGGUAACUUCGCACCAGUCCAAACGUGCAAGAAAUUGCUCUGGGAAAUCCAGCCGUCUUUCAGACGGUUCUCGACAAACAAGAGGCCGUGGCGAUACUGCAACGAAGAAAAGGAAGGCAAGUGCUGCAUAGGCCAUCGCAUAGGUCCCCCGCAGAGGGCCAGACACGGCCCAUUCCCGUCGCUGUUUGAGGCCCUGACGAAGAUUAUCUACUUCUGCACGGCUUCGAGAAAAAUGGUCGGGGAGACUGCUGGUCAGUGUAGGGUGACGGUGGACGGAAUCGAUGGAACUGCCUGGGUUUCUAAUGGCUAUAUUCCUGAACCAUAG